AUGAGGCACAACAAUGGGGUUCCUCUUCCCUUCCUUUUCCCUUUUCUUGCAUGUUGUAUAUUACCUCUGUAUGUCAACAUGGCUUUGGCACAGAGAUCCACUUAUAUUGUCCACAUGGACAAGUCUCUGAUGCCCAAGUUAUUCACCAGCCAUCAACAUUGGUAUUCCUCCAUUGUUGAUUCCUUCAAAAUUGAUAGUCACACGUCGUUGGAUCUCCACAGAUCCACGCCAUCCCUUUUGUACACCUAUGAUAAUGCCUUCCAUGGUUUCUCUGCAGUUUUGUCCCCAAAUGAACUAAAGACUUUAGAGAAGUCUCCAGCUUUUGUGUCGGCUUACAAGGACAGAACUGUCACAGUUGACACCACCCAUACCACUACAUUCCUAUCCCUCAACCCUUCCACUGGUUUGUUACAUGCUUCAAAUCUUGGUGAAGACAUCAUUGUAGGUGUCAUUGAUUCUGGAAUAUGGCCAGAGAGCGAUAGCUUCAGAGAUGAUGGUCUCACCAAGAACAUUCCAGCUAAGUGGAAAGGAAGAUGUGAGGUUGGACAAGAGUUCAAUGCCUCUUUGUGUAACAACAAAUUGAUAGGAGCAAGAUAUUUCAACAAGGGUACAAAGGCUGCAACGCCUGGUGUCACACUUAGUAUGAACUCUGCUAGAGACUCUGAAGGCCAUGGGACUCAUACAUCAUCGACAGCUGCAGGGAAUUUUGUUGAAGGGGCAUCAUAUUUUGGUUAUGCUAAAGGAACAGCUAGAGGUGUAGCACCACGUUCCAGGAUUGCCAUGUACAAGGUCUUGUGGGAUGAGGGUAGUUACGCCUCCGAUGUUCUUGCAGGCAUGGACCAAGCUAUUGCUGAUGGUGUGGAUGUUAUUUCAAUCUCACUAGGCUUUGAUGACAUGCCAUUGUACGAGGAUCCAGUAGCAAUAGCAUCCUUUGCAGCCAUGGAGAAGAAUGUGGUGGUUUCAUCUUCAGCCGGAAAUAAAGGGAUAUUCGGCCUUGGGAGGUUGCACAAUGGCAUCCCUUGGGUCUUGACUGUUGCAGCCGGCACGAUAGACCGGUCAUUUGGUGGAGCAUUGACUCUUGGUAAUGGUUUAACUGUUCCUGGAUUUACCUUGUUCCCAGCAAAUGCCCUUAUAGAAAAGCUUCCACUGGUUUAUAACAAGACAUUAUCGGCUUGCAACGACACAGACCUAUUAUAUUCUGGCCCCAGUGCAAUACUCAUAUGCGAUGACAUUGGGGAUAUCCGAGGCCAAAUAUCUCAUAUCAUUGCUGCAGAGGUGCUUGGAGCUAUCUUUAUUACAAACGAUCCUAGUAUUCGUGAACUAGGAUAUGUUAGAACUCCAAGUGUUGUGGUAAGUCCAGAUGAUGCACCGCCACUUAUCAAAUAUGCAAGAAGUGCUGACCCUAUUGUUAGCAUAGCGUUCCAACAAACAUCAGUUGGGACAAAGCCUGCACCAGCUGCUGCAUAUUACAGUUCAAGAGGUCCAUCUUCAAGUUAUCCAGGUAUCUUGAAGCCGGACAUAAUGGCACCUGGUUCAUUAGUUUUGGCUGCUUGGCCUCCGAAUGUGGGAGCAGGCCAAAUUGGUGGAAAUGUGAAGUUACCAAGUGACUAUAAUUUGAUAUCUGGUACAUCCAUGGCUUGUCCGCAUGCGUCUGGCGUAGCUGCUCUACUGAAAGGUGCACACCCUGAAUGGAGUGCAGCUGCCAUUAGGUCUGCUUUGGUCACUACAGCAAACCCAUUAGACAAUACUCAGAAUCCGAUUCGUGACAAUGGUGACCAUUUCAACUUUGCUUCACCUCUAGCUAUGGGAGCAGGCCAGAUUGAUCCUAAUAGAGCACUUAAACCCGGGUUGAUAUAUGAUGCAACCAUACAAGACUAUGUAAACCUCUUGUGCUCCACCAACUUCACUCGUAAGCAAAUCUUAGCCAUCACUAGAUCACAUGACUACGAUUGUUCCCAGCCAUCUUGUGAUCUGAACUAUCCAUCAUUCAUCGCUUUGUAUGGUCGAAACCACCCGAAGAAAUCCAGAGUUCAAAAGUUUCAGAGGACAGUAACAAAUGUGGGAGAUGGUGCAGCUAAGUACAAGGUUUUUGUAACAGCUCCAAGGGGCUCUACAGUAACAGUGUCGCCAGAGAUCUUGAACUUUACAAAGAUAUACGAAAAGCAAAGUUACACUGUUACUAUAAUAUACAAGGGUGACAAACACAACAGGAAGGUUUCAUUUGGUGACCUUGUUUGGAUCGAAGAAAAUGGAAACUACAAAGUCAGGAGCCCCAUUGUAGUGUCACCUUUUGUUUGAGACUUGGAGUUUAAGGUGAUGAAGGUCUUGAAAAUCUAGGCAAUGGAUCGUGCUAUUUUAAAUAAGAAAAAUCUAAACAUAUGUUGAUCCAGAAGAAAAAAAUAAUAAUAAUGUUGAUCCAGAA
Molecule: messenger RNA, 2422 nt
Organism: Argentina anserina (silverweed cinquefoil)
Lineage: Eukaryota; Viridiplantae; Streptophyta; Magnoliopsida; Rosales; Rosaceae
Product: subtilisin-like protease SBT3
Exons: 1
Coding region: 1-2298 (765 amino acids)
Biological process (GO): proteolysis
Molecular function (GO): serine-type endopeptidase activity
Source: RefSeq, a predicted model, not a curated record